GUCAUACAUAACAUUUGGCUGAUCGAGAGACUCGACGAUCGACGUUAAUUUUUGGUUAACAAUAUCGACGGAUUUAUAAUAGAAAAUGGCGCAUUGGUUUCACAGAAACCCCAUCAAAGCAACAAACGCAAUAACAUUUGAUUUUGGUAGUCAAGCUAGCACUCCUCUUGCAAGAAACAUUUGCAGUGAAGCUCGGAGUGCUCGUUCGAACCUCCUCACUAUCUUUGCUGACCCCACUCGUGACCUGUCAGUGUUGACCGACGCUGCAGAGAAGUACCUCGGAAUCCUCAAAGGAUUUGUGGAGCCAACCACUGACCCUAAUGCCAAAAGUCCUCCUGCUCAAGCCCCCAGCAGUGAAAAUGGAGAGGUGGAGAGUAUGGAGGUGAGCAGUGGAACAGGGGAUAGCAAGCUAAGGAAUGCCAUCAAAUUCACCUGGUCAAACACACUGACUGAAAAGCAUUCGAGUCAACAUGACUUUGUCUUUGAACAGAUCAACAUCCUUUUUAACAUUGCCCUCUGGCAUACAAAACAUGCAGCAGCACUGGCGGGAUCUAAAGAAGAUAUUGCUGAAGAUGAUGCAAAAGUAGUUCACAAAUGUCUGAGAUCAGCAGCUGGUAUAUUCAACUACAUUGAUGAGAAGUUGACGGUGAAGUUGUUUGAGAGGUCCGGAGAUGGAACAGACCUAGACCCGAACAUCAUCAAGGCUUACUGUCAACAAUGUACAGCAGAAGCACAAGAAGUGACGGUUGCCAGGGCGAUAGAGAUGAAGCACACCAGCAGCCUCAUCUCAUCGCUAGCCUUUGAGACGGGCAAACAGUUCAAGAUGGCUGACAACUCCCUCAAGGCUGUGGAGGAGAAUCUGGUGCAGAAGUGGCGCAAGUAUCUCCAGCUCAAAGCUACGUUCUACCUGUCAUAUGCUCAUUGCUACAAUGGUCAGACACUCCUUGCCCAAGAUAAGUGUGGAGAGGCAGUCAGAGCACUCAAAGAGAGCAAGUCACAGUUUGAGAAAGCCGAUGAACUUGGAAGGAGCUACACAGCAACCAAGGGAGCAGGGAAGAGUGCCAAACCACAUGAACAUGCCUUCUUCAGACGGUUAGGACCACAGGUUAGGAGGACCCUGGAGAAAGUAGAGAGGGAAAAUGGAUUCAUUUAUUUUCAGAAGGUGCCCGAGGUCAUACCGGAGUUACCAGCGAAGGCCACCUAUGGACUAGCCAGCCCUGUUGAAUAUGUUAUGCCAAACAAACACGAGGACUGGACUGCAGAGACAUACAAUGGAUUUAAGAUUUCUAAGCCAGAUCCUGAAAAGAGAGAAAAGGACAAGGACGAUGCCCCCAAACCAGUCAAAGAAGUACCUGUAAACCAAACAGACAAGGAAUCGAGCAGCAGCAGUGGAUGCACCAUCUCCUAGGCAACGGAUACCAUGGCAAUAUGGUAAUAUACAUUGUGGUAACUGCCUCUUGUUUUGGCAAGGGGCUCUGGAAU
Molecule: messenger RNA, 1482 nt
Organism: Strongylocentrotus purpuratus (purple sea urchin)
Lineage: Eukaryota; Metazoa; Echinodermata; Echinoidea; Camarodonta; Strongylocentrotidae
Gene: brox
Product: BRO1 domain-containing protein BROX
Exons: 11
Coding region: 86-1408 (440 amino acids)
Source: RefSeq, a predicted model, not a curated record